AUUAAAGUAAUAAAAAAAAAUCGACAGAAAGAAAAACGAAAAAAGAGACAGGAAUAAGAAAUGGCGGAAGCUCAUCCUGGACCUGAUGAUCCAGAUGAUGAAAAAGAUCCUGAUGUCGAACAAGUUGCCUCUGAUACUGAAAAAGUAUUUAAAAAUUUCGUCUACAAGCGCUUGACAAGCCAUAUUGAUAAAGAAGCUACUGAAGGAGAUUUAGAGGUCGGUAGCAUUCCACCUAAUGUUAUAAAUGAAAUUCGUGAUGAGGAAAGACGCUUUAACGCAUCAAAUAGUAGGAGUGAGAACGACCCCAACCAAGAGCAAAUGAGACAAUUAGGUAAAACUUUAGCUGCGUAUGGGGAUGAAAUCCAAGAGAAGUAUCACACAACGUUUACUGAGAUGAUAAGCAGGUUAAAUCUGAGUAGUGAUCAAGAUUUUGCAUAUGAAUCUUUCACACGAGUUGCAAUAAGACUGUUCGAACAUGGUAUAAGUUGGGGGCGGAUACUUGGUUUGUUAUGUUUUGGUUAUGAAAUAGCAAUUUACGUGAUCAAACGAAGCACACAUGGGAUUGGUAGAUUUUUAAAAAAAAUUGUCAGUUAUGUGGCGAAAUUUGUAUUGAAAGAAAAAAUUGCCCAGUGGAUUGCAGAAAGAGGCGGAUGGGUGAAAGCGAUGGUGGAUAUGGAAAAGCAGGAUAGGGAUAUUUGGUUUUAUAGAGGAGGUGCUGCACUUGUGCUUCUUUUUGCCAUUGGUCUUACAUAUCAAUACAUAACGAAAAAGUCCUGACGAUGCAAAUAUGGUUGACUGGUUGGACCUAAAUACGGCACGAACAAGUUACAUAAAUCCGAGAUUACGUCACUUGCAGACCACAGCAUUGAAUGUUUUAAAAUAUCGGCAUAGUGAAGACAGCUUCACUGCAUGUAGUAUUGUAAACACUUUUCAAUCAACUUUUUAUGUGUCAAAAAAGCUAUCCAGGUUAAAACUUCCGACUUUCAAGAUUUGUAAAACUUAUGCUCUUUUGUUCUUUUUCACAAACAUUCUACUGUUCAUUGAAUCUCAAAAUUUUAUUAACGACUUUUUAAAAUUCCUUUUUUUUAACAUAUUUUUUUCCGUUGGUGACGCUAAGGAAUAUUUUGAGCGUAAUGUUUUGAAUAUUCACGCUUAGCAAAUGUUUAGGAAUUCUUGUAAAGAGAAGUGUAUUGCGUUUUUGUGUCAUUUGAUGAUUCAGUUCUUUUUAAAUAUUAUUAUUUUGAAUAAUGUAUAUUUUAAAAGAAAAAAAAACGCUUUUGAAAUA
Molecule: messenger RNA, 1285 nt
Organism: Hydractinia symbiolongicarpus
Lineage: Eukaryota; Metazoa; Cnidaria; Hydrozoa; Anthoathecata; Hydractiniidae
Product: bcl-2 homologous antagonist/killer-like
Exons: 2
Coding region: 61-777 (238 amino acids)
Biological process (GO): intrinsic apoptotic signaling pathway in response to DNA damage; extrinsic apoptotic signaling pathway in absence of ligand; regulation of apoptotic process
Cellular component (GO): mitochondrial outer membrane
Molecular function (GO): protein homodimerization activity; protein heterodimerization activity
Source: RefSeq, a predicted model, not a curated record